AUGACACUUUUUCACUCAGGCGGUCUUUUAUCCUUUCUUGCAGGGUCCUCUUUAGUCAGCGUGCCCCCAGUCUCGUCACCUCUCUACGAACCCUUCCAUCAGCUCCUCGAUUUGACCCGGGGUAGGUGUUUUUCUUUGUUCUCUUCUAAUUUUCAGCUAGCUCAGAUGGUAUCAACUGCCGUGCCUCGGAGACGCCGUUUCGAUGCUUCAAUGUCACCUAUGGGAUACUUGACAGAACGACUACGGGUCCUGUGUGGGAGAUGGUCUCUUUCUCUCUCGCCUGCCGUGGCUACGUCAUUCACACUGAACUACACCACAAACCAACAUUGGGGUAG
This is a messenger RNA of Spirometra erinaceieuropaei, 335 nucleotides long. The record is from the annotation of a GenBank genome assembly. NCBI's taxonomy places the organism in Eukaryota, Metazoa, Platyhelminthes, Cestoda, Diphyllobothriidea, Diphyllobothriidae.